This is a messenger RNA of Ostertagia ostertagi, 522 nucleotides long. Lineage: Eukaryota; Metazoa; Nematoda; Chromadorea; Rhabditida; Trichostrongylidae. The record is from the annotation of a GenBank genome assembly.
AUGGGUAACAACCAACCUGGUGGAAUCAAUAAACGCGACCGUCCUGGAGAUUAUACUGGUGUGAGCACUCCUGGCCGACAUAGAACAUUCAGUGGAAAUCCGCAGAGCAUUUCAAAUCCCGAAGAUGGAUGUCCAGUCCAGGUAAAAAUAGCCAAAAGUGAUGACGAUAUGGAAGGCGGUAUGGCACCGACGGUUCAAUUCAGAGAAUCUAAUGAGUAUCCUGUCGUUUUCAAAUGGCAUUGCUCUGCUACGAGCCAACGCGCACACGGUCUUCAUUUGUGGGUCGUGGGAUGGAUGGCGACAAAAAAUACCUCUCGUCAAGUCAUCAUGAGUACAAAUUUAUGGUGGACAACAAAUGGGUGGUGGAUGACAAUCAGCCGAAGACGAACAACAAUCUUGGAGGGGAGAACAAUGUUGAUGUCUAUCGACCAAGACGAUUUUGAAAGCAUUCCUAAAUUUCGGAUAUAUUUCGUAUAUUCCAUGCGUGGAUUAUACAGUCAUGCUUUCAUGCAAAAACUUUGC